This is a messenger RNA of Erythranthe guttata (spotted monkey flower), 2968 nucleotides long. RefSeq names its product putative boron transporter 7. Gene Ontology annotation, biological process: transmembrane transport; monoatomic ion homeostasis; monoatomic anion transport. Gene Ontology annotation, cellular component: plasma membrane. Lineage: Eukaryota; Viridiplantae; Streptophyta; Magnoliopsida; Lamiales; Phrymaceae. The record is from RefSeq and is a predicted model, not a curated record. Gene Ontology annotation, molecular function: solute:inorganic anion antiporter activity.
UACAUACUCAAAUCUCAACCCGUGUCUCUCUCAUCUCUCUGUCUUCCUCUUUCUCUCUCUACAGUCUACACCACUGCAUUUUUUUGUCAAAAAAUGGUUGGCAAAGAGAGAAAGUAGGGAGCUUACAUAAUGAAACCAAAACACAGCUAUAAGAAAUAAUCAUAAUACAGAGAGAGAGAGAGAGAGGUAGAGAGUUUUUUGCUUUCUCCUUUUUCCAAAUUCUACCCCGCCCUCCUCCGGCGGCGGUUUUCACUACCGGAAAAAUUAAAAAAAACAAAAAGAAAAAAAAAACAAACCAUUUUCAUCAACAAACCUAUCCUUGUCCUUCAAUCUGAUCCUCAUUGUAUUAAAACUUUUACCAACAACCCACAUUUACCGAAUCUUGAUUUCGGCCUCUUGUAGUUUUCCUUCAUCCUAGCCAUGACGAUGGAUCAGGGGGUAACGACACCGUUCAGCGGAAUGCUGAACGAUGUCAAAGGAAGGCUAGCUUGCUACAAGAAGGACUGGAUCGAUACAUGCGGCUCGGGUGCAAGGAUUCUGGCUCCAACUGCGUAUAUUUUCUUCGCUUCUGCUCUCCCUGUUAUCGCCUUUGGCGAGCAAUUGAGUCGCGAAACAGAUGGAAGCUUGAGCACUUCCGAAACUCUUGCUUCGACAGCUAUAUGUGGGGUCAUCCAUUCGAUUUUCGGUGGGCAGCCAUUAUUGAUAUUAGGUGUUGCAGAACCGACUAUUAUAAUGUACGCCUACUUAUACAAUUUUGCCAAACACAGUGUAGGAAAGGAAUUGUAUUUAGCUUGGGCAGGGUGGGUUUGUGUGUGGACUGCAUUGAUGCUGUUUAUUCUCGCAAUAUUCAAUGCAUGUACAAUAAUAACUCGAUUCACAAGGGUUGCGGGGGAAUUAUUUGGCAUGCUAAUCACCGUUCUUUUCAUUCAAGAAGCCAUCAAGGGUGUGGUAAGUGAAUUCAACAUUCCGACGGGCGAAAAUGCAUCGGACGAGAAAUACCAAUUUCAAUGGCUUUACACUAACGGUUUGCUCGCGGUUAUAUUCUCUUUCGGCUUACUUAUCACCGCCUUGAAAAGCAGAAAAGCUAGAUCUUGGCGUUACGGUUCAGGUUGGUUUCGGAGUUUUAUUGCAGACUACGGUGUUCCAAUGAUGGUCGUUGUAUGGACUGCAUUGUCGUAUAGUAUACCUAGCCAAAUUCCUACGGGUGUUCCAAGGCGGCUCUUUUGUCCUCUUCCUUGGGAAUCGGAAUCACUGUAUCAUUGGACGGUGAUCAAUGAUAUGGGAAAAAUACCGGCGGGUUAUAUUUUCGCUGCCAUAAUACCAGCUAUGAUGAUAGCAGGUUUAUACUUCUUCGAUCAUAGUGUAGCUUCACAACUGGCGCAACAAAAGGAAUUCAAUCUGAAAAAUCCGUCUGCUUACCAUUACGAUAUUUUCUUGCUCGGAGUUAUGACGCUGCUCUGUGGUUUACUCGGACUUCCACCAUCAAAUGGUGUACUUCCACAGUCACCUAUGCAUACGAGAAGUCUUGCUGUCCUUAAGAGACAGAUAAUGCGUAAGAAAAUGGUGAAGAGUGCGAAAGAGGGUAUUAAAGAGCAAGCGAGCAACUCCGAGAUAUACGGAAGAAUGCACGCGGUUUUCAUUGAGAUGGAGGGUGCUCCAUCUCAUGUUGCGGACAAAGAAUUGGCGAACUUGAAGGAAGCUGUACUAAGCCACGAAGACGGAGAAGCAAAUGACAAUUUUGACCCCGAAAAGUGUAUCGACCUACACUUACCCGUUCGAGUAAACGAGCAAAGAGUUAGCAACUUACUACAAUCCAUACUAGUGGGCCUCUCUAUAUGUAUAAUGCCUGUAAUAAAAAUGAUACCUUCGUCGGUUUUAUGGGGCUACUUCGCCUACAUGGCAAUUGAUAGUCUGCCAGGUAAUCAAUUCUGGGAGAGGAUUCUUCUGCUCUUUGUUCCACCUGGUCGUCGGUUCAAAGUUAUACAAGGCUUCCACGCAUCGUUUGUGGAGUCGGUGCCGUUUAAAUAUAUAUUCAUGUUUACGAUUUUCCAGCUAGCGUAUCUUUUAAUGUGCUUCGGGAUUACGUGGAUACCGAUAGCUGGAAUAUUAUUUCCGCUCCCGUUUUUUCUCCUGAUAAGUAUAAGAGAGCAUAUUCUUCCCAAGAUUUUUCCAGCUCACUGUCUUCAGGAGCUGGAUGCUGCUGAGUACGAAGAAAUCAUCGGACGUUCCUUCAGAACUAGAAGCCUCUCCCUUACGGAUAGAGAAUUACCGGAUACUAAUGGUGAUGAAGCUUCUCCGGAUGUAUCUUCUGCCGAAAUAUUAGACGAGAUGACGACACGCAGAGGUGAAUUAAAGCACAGAUCUGUGAGUUUUAAUGACAGGCAGCUUCAGGCUAUACCAGAAGGCCCUGCUGGAGUAUAAGGAAGAAGUAUGUAACGAAAAUGUCCUAAUCAAAGUAUGUUCUUCAAGAGUUAUCUGUAAGAAACGAGGAAACGAGAAAAAGGAAGAAAUAUAGGAAAAAGCAAAAGUACGAUAUUUUUUUUUCUCGACUCGUUUCCGAAAUUAAUGAGGUUAUAGUUUGUGUGUGCAACUGCACAAGCCCUUCAUUGUUUCUUGCAAUUUUCCCAGAGUGGCCGAGUGAAACGCGAAGAAGGAUAUCGGAGAGCGAAAGACGGUUAGAGAUUAAUAGAACAAAUUAUUCUCUUCCAGCUAUAAAAAAAUUAGAUUUUUUUUCUUUUCAAACUUUUUCCUUUUGCCUCCAAUUUUUAUGAUAUUUUUUUUUAUUUUUUAGUAUUUGAUUCGAUGAGGGUUUACUUCAUCGGAUGUGAAAUUUAGACGGACGACGAAUCGUUUUAUUAUUUUUUAUUAGCUGAAUUAAUUGUUGCAAAUGCAGUUUGUACUAUGUAUUGUAGCAGGCUUGGGACAUUUUUAACUACUCAUGAAUGAUAUAUGUAGUUGAAACAUUGUA